GAGGGCGUGCUGCGGAGGAACGGCUGUUGGUUUCUGGUGGAUUCAGGUCCUCGGCUGGUCGGGACUCCGGUGUUCUGCUUCUCUCCGCUGAGCUGCUGCCUGGUGAAGAGGAAGCCAUGGCACUCCGAGUCACCAGGAACUCGAAAAUUAAUGCUGAAAAUACGACGAAGAUCAGUAUGGCAGGCGCAAAGCGUGUGCCUAUGGCCCCUGCUGCAACCUCGAAGCCCGGACUGAGGCCAAGAACAGCUCUUGGGGACAUUGGUAACAAAGUCAGUGAACAGCUACAGGCCAAAAUGCCUAUGAAAAAGGAAGGAAAACCUUCAGCUACUGGAAAAGUUAUUGCUAAAAAACUACCAAAACCUCUGGAAAAGGUACCUGUGCUGGUGCCAGUGCCGGUGUCCCAGCCAGUGCCAGAGCCAGAACCUGAGCCUGUUAAAGAAGAAAAACUUUCACCUGAGCCUAUUUUGGUUGACACUCCCUCUCUAAGCCCAAUGGAAACAUCUGGAUGUGCCCCUGCAGAAGACCUGUGUCAGGCUUUCUCUGAUGUAAUUCUUGCAGUAAAUGAUGUGGAUGCAGAAGAUGGAGUGGAUCCAAACCUUUGUAGUGAAUAUGUGAAAGAUAUUUAUGCUUAUCUGAGACGACUUGAGGAAGAGCAAGCAGUCAGACCGAAAUACCUACUGGGUCGGGAAGUCACCGGAAACAUGAGAGCCAUCCUAAUUGACUGGCUAGUACAGGUCCAAAUGAAAUUCAGAUUGUUGCAGGAGACCGUGUACAUGACUGUCUCCAUUAUUGAUCGGUUCAUGCAGAAUAAUUGUGUGCCCAAGAAGAUGCUGCAGCUAGUUGGUGUCACUGCCAUGUUUAUUGCCAGCAAAUAUGAAGAAAUGUACCCUCCAGAAAUUGGGGACUUUGCUUUUGUGACUGACAACACUUACACUAAGCACCAAAUCAGACAGACGGAAAUGAAGAUUCUAAGAGCUUUAAACUUUGGUCUGGGUCGGCCUCUACCUUUGCACUUCCUUCGGAGAGCAUCUAAGAUUGGAGAGGCUGAUGUUGACCAACAUACUUUGGCCAAAUACCUGAUGGAACUAACUAUGUUGGACUAUGAUAUGGUGCACUUUCCUCCUUCUCAAAUUGCAGCAGGAGCUUUUUGCUUAGCACUGAAAAUUCUGGAUAAUGGUGAAUGGACACCAACUCUACAGCAUUACCUAUCAUAUACUGAAGAAUCCCUUCUUCCAGUUAUGCAGCACCUGGCUAAGAAUAUAGUCGUGGUAAAUCAAGGGCUUACAAAGCACAUGACUAUCAAGAACAAGUAUGCUACGUCGAAACAUGCUAAGAUCAGCACUCUAGCACAGCUGAAUUCUUCACUAGUUCAAGAUUUAGCCAAGGCUGUGGCAAAGGUGUAACUUGUAAACUUGAGUUGGAGUACUAUAUUUACAAAUAAAAUUGGCACCAUGUGCCAUCUGUACAUA
Cebus imitator (Panamanian white-faced capuchin) is the source of this 1469-nucleotide messenger RNA. Its product is annotated as G2/mitotic-specific cyclin-B1. Gene Ontology annotation, biological process: mitotic cell cycle phase transition; regulation of cyclin-dependent protein serine/threonine kinase activity; mitotic metaphase chromosome alignment. Gene Ontology annotation, molecular function: cyclin-dependent protein serine/threonine kinase regulator activity. NCBI's taxonomy places the organism in Eukaryota, Metazoa, Chordata, Mammalia, Primates, Cebidae. Gene Ontology annotation, cellular component: mitochondrial matrix; nucleus; cytoplasm. The transcript has a single exon. The record is from RefSeq and is a predicted model, not a curated record. The coding region runs from base 117 to 1403 and encodes 428 amino acids.